This is a messenger RNA of Drosophila melanogaster (fruit fly), 887 nucleotides long. RefSeq lists its product as uncharacterized. The transcript has a single exon. The coding region runs from base 1 to 270 and encodes 89 amino acids. The record is from RefSeq and is marked reviewed. Lineage: Eukaryota; Metazoa; Arthropoda; Insecta; Diptera; Drosophilidae.
AUGCCUCUCAUAUACUUCGAUCGCACAAUUAACUCGCCGCAGGAGCUCGUCCUGGCGGGAUUGAAGGACUCCACCACCGGUACUUCCCUUCGCGAUCUGGCCACCUUUGUCACACGCAAGACGGGAUUUCCGGGCGAAGUCUGCUUUAAGGUUAUCACGGAGGCCCUCGAGGAGGCCAUGGCCUGCAAGAGCAUCCGCCAAGUGGGUGGACUCUUCUACGAGAUACCGCCAAAACCGCCUCGUGCGCCCGCCAGACGUCGGAAAUGCUAAACACCGCAACCAAAGCCGGGGAAUGACUGUUGCCAUAAUUAAUUCAUAAUGCCAAGAGUAUCCGCUCUAGUGGCCGCGAAGAGCAGAGCAAACACUUUAUUAAAAUUAAAAUUUAUCUAAAUUGCGACAGCAAGCUAUUCUAUCCGCAAAGUACUUGAACAACUUCGCCCGCCUUCGUCUGACAAUGACGAAAGGGUUGAUGUGGAUGCCAGCCCUACCCGCAAAGUAAAGUGUCUGCACCCAUUCCACGUAAUCUUCCCCCUUUUUUUUUUCUUCAUUUUUUAUUUUUUCCUAAGGUGCACUCCUUGUUGCUGCAACGUCUUGUGUCUGUCAAACGUCAGUCUUGGCGUUGUGGAGCGUUGAAAUUGAAAGCUCCGCUCGCUUUAUCUUUCGGCCAGGUGGGGCAAAGAUGGAAUAGAAUAUGGGGACGUAGCCCGGGCCUUUGCAUUCUCAAUGUGUCUCUUUGAUUUAUUAUUUUCGACAGCCCUCCCCAUGGAACUCCGCUUACAAGACUCGUGAGUCUGAGCAGAAAAAUACACCAAGAGCAUGAAUUGGUGUUGAACACAGUAAUUUUUACAUAAACUAGGUAACUUGACUUAAACUUCAAGGAAUAUAGA